CGGGCAGCGCCUCUCCUCGCACCACCGUCACUCACACAGCACCGGUACCGGAGAGAGAGGAGAGGAGAGGAGAGGAGAGGAUGUCGUGGUUCGGGCACCACCACCACAACCAGCCGGCUCCCCCGGCGUCGGGGCCGAACCAGGUGUUCAAGAUCUUCUGCCGCGCCAACGAGAACUACUGCCUGGCCGUCCGCGACGGCGCCGUGGUGCUGGCCCCGACCAACCCCAAGGACGAGCACCAGCACUGGUACAAGGACAUGCGCUUCAGCACCCGGGUCAAGGACGAGGAAGGGAUGCCGGCGUUCGCGCUCGUCAACAAGGCCACGGGGCUCGCCAUCAAGCACUCCCUCGGCCAGUCCCACCCGGUGAAGCUCGCGCCUUUCAACCCUGACCAGGAGGACGCGUCGGUGCUGUGGACGGAGAGCAAGGACGUGGGCAAGGGCUUCCGCUGCAUCCGCAUGGUCAACAACACCCGCCUCAACUUCGACGCCUUCCACGGCGACAAGGACCACGGUGGCGUGCACGACGGCACCGGCGUCGUGCUCUGGGAGUGGUGCAAGGGCGAGAACCAGAGCUGGAAGAUCCUGCCGUGGGGACCCGAGGCGAACGCCGCGGCGGGGGCCAACGGCGGCGUGCACACCGUGCGCGUCUUCUGCAAGGCCGGCGGCGAGGACUACUGCCUGACGGUGCGCAACGGGACGGCGUGCCUUGCGCCCACCAACCCGCGGGACGAGUACCAGCACUGGAUCAAGGACAUGCGGCACAGCACCCGGGUGCGGGACGAGGAAGGGUACCCGGCCUUCGCGCUGGUGAACAAGGUCACCGGGGAGGCGCUCAAGCACUCCACGGGGCAGGGCCACCCCGUGAAGCUGGUGCCCUACAACCCGGAGUACCAGGACGAGUCGGUGCUCUGGACCGAGAGCCGCGACGUCGGCAACGGAUUCCGCUGCGUCCGCAUGGUCAACAACAUCUACCUCAACUUCGACGCCUUCCAUGGCGACAAGGCACACGGCGGCGUCCACGACGGCACCGAGAUCGUGCUCUGGAAGUGGUGCGAGGGCGACAACCAGCGCUGGAAGAUCCUCCCAUGGUAGACCAAGGAUCUUCCAAAGGAGCUACUAGCUGCUACUCCUACCUAAUAAUAAUUCUGCUGGCUGCGGCGAUCCCCAAAUAAAAGAGACCGGGUGCGAUAGCGAUGCAUCGCGGACUUCCGAGUGGAGUGGUGUUUUCGUCAGACUGUCAGUCACUGUAUCUGUAUGGCUAGUGUUCCAACAUUUGUCAGCCCGUUUUCGAGCAAGGGGAGUGACAGAGUCAGGAGAAGGGCCGGGCCAUAAGCUGCUGCAUGUCUUAUGUCUGUACUCUGAAUGAACUCUGUAUGAGAUGAGAUCUCAUCUCCUUUCUCCUACCGAAUGAAUGAACCAUUUGGCUUUGCUUUGCUUCA
Sorghum bicolor (sorghum) is the source of this 1441-nucleotide messenger RNA. RefSeq names its product ricin B-like lectin R40G2. Lineage: Eukaryota; Viridiplantae; Streptophyta; Magnoliopsida; Poales; Poaceae. The transcript has 3 exons. Bases 81 to 1094 code for a protein of 337 amino acids. The record is from RefSeq and is a predicted model, not a curated record.